Messenger RNA from Drosophila kikkawai, 3556 nucleotides. RefSeq names its product mutagen-sensitive 312 (gene mus312). The record is from RefSeq and is a predicted model, not a curated record. NCBI's taxonomy places the organism in Eukaryota, Metazoa, Arthropoda, Insecta, Diptera, Drosophilidae. Gene Ontology annotation, biological process: DNA replication; DNA repair; resolution of meiotic recombination intermediates. Gene Ontology annotation, cellular component: Slx1-Slx4 complex; nucleus.
AAGGAGGCCAUCGAGGAGAGUGAGGAGCAGAGGGUUAAAUAAUGGAUCGACAGACGCGGCGGGCGAACUUCAAGAACCUGCAGCAAGCCUCCAACAAGCUUCGAUCGACGCGCAGCACUACCCCCUUAUCACUGACCGACUAUUUUGGCACUCCAGAAGAGACUGCAAAGAAUCUACCAGCACCACUCGCACCUCCAGUGGAGAGCGAACCUCCUUCGCCCAAAAUAAAACCCAUACGGGCCAGCAAUGUGUUCGAAAAACCAGGACCAAAGCCUAAAAAGGCACCCAAGCUCAAGGGCAGCGGCACUAGCUCAUCCACAGGCACUUCCCGCCGGGGACGGGGCAGGAGUAAGCAGCAACCGAGCAUCAGCAAUUUCCUGCGGAACGAACACAUCUUCGCCGAGGUCACGGCCCAGCACUGCCUGGCGGACAACUUCAGUCCCGACGAUAUUGAGAUGGCGCUGGCGCUGUCCAAGUCCGAGGCUGAGAAACGGGGAUGCCUGCGCUUGAACGACGACAACGAGGAGGAGGCCGUGGUGGACCUGAUCGACGAUGCUGAGGAUUCCACGGAGAACAUAAGACGCAAGCUGCAGAAGUACGGGUUUCGCACAGCGGCAAAGGAAGAUUAUAAAUCACUGGGAGUCCUGCCUGUGGUUCCUGGAAAAGGUAGCAGACGCGGCAAAUGGGCCAAUAAAUUCACUGCCUUAACCCUACGAAAUGCUGAAGUCCAACAGAAGAAGGUGGAGGAGAAGGUAUCCACACUGAUGGCCCAGCAAAUGCGCACCAAGGAGCUGCAGGAUAAAGACCGCUUGAUGCCACCCUACGAACUGAUCAGCUCCCACCUUCAGCCACUCAGAGCCUCAAGGAAAUCUCAAAUCCUUCACGAACCCAACGAAGGUGCUUUAGAAGAUUUGAGUCUGUACUAUGUGACCGACUUGAUAGAGGUAAGCCAGACACCAGCCAAUCAUCUACUCAAGAAUUGGGCUGCGAUACAGGGAAGGGACUUGUCCCCGGAACGUGAGACCCAAAAAAGCCGCCAACUAAAAAAGCAACUUGAGUUGGUAUACGCGGAGUUGGAAAAGCAUUUUGGAGAUCCACAGGAGAUGGAUCAGCAAGUGGUGGAGGAACUGGAUAAGCUUGAAAAGCUGGUGGCAGAGAAUAUGAUUGAAGAUGACUCAAAAUUGGUUGAGGAGGAUGAGGCAUCCUCCACCAAAAGCAGUCCCUCAAAAGAGCCGCCCGAUAAGCGACCCAAAAUGACCAAGGACGACAAGGAAAAUGAACAGCCGCCAGUUGUGACUAUCUUAAGCGUUCCCACGCGCUGCACUUCACCCGAUCUCUUUGCUGAUUCCGAUGAGGAAAUGAAUAUACCCACCAUAUCUGACUCCAAGGAGCCAGAGGAGCUGAAAGAUUUCUCCUUGAGGGUCUACAAGAAUAAGAGUCCAGUAAAAGAAGUGGAAAUAAUAAGCAGCAGCGAAGAGCCUACUCAGAUAACCACCUACGAAGUCUUUUCGAGUUCCAGUGAUGAAGGUACAAAAGCUGACUUGAAUAAUGAUCCAAAUUCAUCGAGAUUAUCCCCAAAAAUCUUCAAUAUGAGCGCUGUCUUUGAGUCUGACUCUGAUGUAGACAAUUUUAACAUCACUUCCGCAUUGGAUUCCCAAACCCAAACAGAAAGCUCUACCAUCUCCAAGGAGUUGUUCCUCAAAUAUGCAAUACCUACAGUAGAAAAAGAAGAGGAAAAUGUGGCUGAAAUUUCCUUUUCGCAGGCUUUCAAACACUCAUUCCACGUAGAUACUGUAACCCCUUCAAGCCAUAUUGAAAGAAGCUCUAGCUUUAGUGAGCUAAACUUCUCCAGGAACUCUUUGCGAAGAAGUGUCAGCUUGUCCACCGAUAACAGUUUCAAAAGCCCGUUCAACUGGAAGAUUAACAGCUCUGCUGAGAUGAGGGAGCCAUUACCAACUCCUACCCCCUGUAUCCACUCAGAUGUAAGUGUGGAUUUGACGCAAAAUAGCGAUGAUGACAACGAUGUCAUUCUGCUGUCCGAUGAGGAGAUCAACUAUUCCAUUUGGAAGGCCAACAAGUCAACCAUGGCGGCUGUCAAUUUCGAAAAUGAGAACUCCGACGACAGCAGCAGUUUUUCUUCUCCAGUGGCUAAAAAGCGCGCUAUUCCCCACUUCGAAACCGAGGAGGAUCUAAAUGCCUUUUUGAUGGCAGGUGAUUCACAUUCGCCCAACAAGAGUGCGCUUAGCAAAGAGCGAGCAGAGUUUGGCAUACUGGAUGCAGCUCCCUCACAGCCAUUUAGCUUCUCCCAGUUAAGACCUGACUCGUCGUCAAGCAGCGAUAUCAAUUGGGCAGAAGCCUCGUUUUUGGAUGCACCAGUUAAGCCUUUUGGUCGAAGGAGCAGCCACAAAUUCGAUGAAUUGCUGGGAAAAAUAACCGAGCCGGAAAAUCACAAUUCCGACAACGAUUUUGAUGAAUUUGAUCAGUUGGUUUUCCAAAGCAAAAAGAAUUCCGAAACGGAGGUCAUGCCCAGUGGCCUCGAUCGUUUGCUGAAUGCGGAGAUUAAAAUGCCUGCAGCAGAACCAGAAGAGAUGAGCAUGCCCAAGGAUGUGCCGGAUCAACUGGAGGUCGCCGGAAAUGUGUACACCAUAAGUGUUUGCCACAAACCCAAACCGGACUUCGCCAGCCUUCCAGAAUCGGAGAUUCUACAGCUACUUUACAAUUACGGAAUCAAGCCAUUGAAACGGAAGCAGGCCGUGAAAAUGCUAGAGUUUAUUUACAAUCAAACUCAUCCCAUUAUGCAGGGUUUACCUUUCCGACCAGAGCCCAUUGUUCGCUCGAAAUCUUCACCCGUAUUAUCAUCUAAACCACUUUCCCAGUUGGUAAUCUCCAACCCCACUGAGGACUGCCUGACGCCAACGGAACCAAGAAAGGAUUUCAAGUUCAACGAUGCCUCGGGAGAUCAGCUGCUGCGCUUCUCCCAAUCCCUGCCGCCCAGUCUGUGCGACGACUUUGAGUUCUAUAUCCUGCAGACGAACGUUUCCAAGAAGACGCCGCAGCCGCUGGUGCCGCUGCACAUAGCCUGGCACAAUCUGCUCUGCGCAAAUCCCCGCCUGCACGAGAGCGUGCUCAUGUACGAGCCCAUAGACCUGCAGGAGGUAUAUUUGUACCUGAAGCAGAUGGGUCAUCGCUACGAUCCUAAGGAGCUGAGGGGUUUCCUGGACCGCCGGUGCAUUAUCUUUCGCUAUGAGCUGGCCGCUCCAGCCAAGCAAACGGCGCGUCAUGUUCGGAAGCUGCCUAAGAAAGCAUCCAAACGAAGUUAGAUUUAUGAUUAUCGAUUUUUGAACAAUUUAUCUCAAUUUAUUGGAGUCCAUUGCACGUACUCCCUAUUCCGAAUGUAUUGAUUUGCUCAAUUUAUUAUUUAAGAAUUUAUUAUAAAAUUGUACAUUGUUAUUAUGGGCUUUGAAAAAUUUAUUGUCCAGAAAAAUUUAGUUUAAAAAAACUUGAGAAAUAUAUUUAAGAAAUUCCGUAUUAUACAAUUUAUUGAAGACCAUUAAGA